This is a messenger RNA of Aspergillus versicolor CBS 583.65, 2100 nucleotides long. It is a transcript of the gene hsp90, whose product is annotated as chaperone Hsp90. Gene Ontology annotation, biological process: cellular response to heat; protein stabilization; protein folding. Gene Ontology annotation, molecular function: ATP binding; ATP hydrolysis activity; ATP-dependent protein folding chaperone. Gene Ontology annotation, cellular component: plasma membrane; cytosol; protein-containing complex. The transcript has 2 exons. Bases 1 to 2100 code for a protein of 699 amino acids. NCBI's taxonomy places the organism in Eukaryota, Fungi, Ascomycota, Eurotiomycetes, Eurotiales, Aspergillaceae. The record is from RefSeq and is a predicted model, not a curated record.
AUGGCUGAAACCUUCGAGUUCCAGGCUGAGAUCUCUCAGCUUCUCUCGCUGAUUAUCAACACUGUCUACUCCAACAAGGAAAUCUUCCUGCGAGAGAUCAUUUCCAACUCUUCGGAUGCCCUUGACAAGAUUCGCUAUGAGUCUCUGUCUGACCCCUCCAAGCUCGACUCGGGCAAGGACCUCCGCAUCGACAUCGUCCCCGACGCGGAGAACAAGACCCUCACCAUCCGUGAUACUGGUAUUGGUAUGACCAAGGCUGACCUCAUCAACAACCUGGGUACCAUUGCCCGCUCUGGCACCAAGCAGUUCAUGGAAGCUCUCUCCGCUGGUGCUGAUAUCUCUAUGAUUGGUCAGUUCGGUGUCGGUUUCUACUCUGCCUACCUUGUUGCCGACCGCGUCACCGUCAUCUCUAAGCACAACGAUGAUGAACAAUACAUCUGGGAGUCCGCCGCUGGUGGUACUUUCACCCUCACUCAGGACACUGAGGGCGAGGCUCUUGGCCGUGGUACCAAGAUGAUCUUUCACCUCAAGGAUGAGCAGACCGAGUAUCUCCAGGAGAGCCGUAUCAAAGAGGUUGUCCGCAAGCACUCUGAGUUCAUUUCCUACCCCAUCUACCUCCACGUCCUGAAGGAGACCGAGAAGGAGGUUCCUGAUGAGGAGGCUGAGAGCAAGGAGGAGGGUGAUGACGAGAAGAAGCCUAAGAUCGAGGAGGUCGAUGAGGAUGAGGAGAAGAAGGAGAAGAAGACCAAGACCGUUAAGGAAUCCAAGAUCGAAGAGGAGGAACUCAACAAGACCAAGCCUAUCUGGACUCGCAACCCUGCUGAUAUUACCGAGGAGGAGUAUGCUGCUUUCUACAAGUCCCUUUCCAACGACUGGGAAGACCACCUUGCUGUCAAGCACUUCUCCGUCGAGGGUCAGCUCGAGUUCCGUGCCAUCCUCUACGUUCCCAAGCGUGCUCCCUUCGACCUCUUCGAGACCAAGAAGACCAAGAACAACAUCAAGCUCUACGUCCGCCGUGUUUUCAUCACUGAUGAUGCCACUGACCUCAUCCCUGAAUGGCUUGGCUUCGUCAAGGGUGUUGUCGACUCUGAAGAUCUUCCUCUCAACCUGUCUCGUGAGACCCUGCAACAAAACAAGAUCAUGAAGGUUAUCAAGAAGAACAUCGUGAAGAAGACUCUCGAGCUCUUCACCGAAAUUGCUGAGGACCGCGAACAGUUCGACAAGUUCUACAGCGCUUUCGCUAAGAACAUCAAGCUUGGUAUUCACGAGGAUGCUCAGAACCGCAACACUCUUGCCAAGCUCCUCCGCUACCAGUCCACCAAGUCUGGCGAUGAGAUCACUUCUCUCACCGACUAUGUCACCCGUAUGAAGGAGCACCAGAAGCAGAUUUACUACAUCACCGGCGAGUCCAUCAAGGCCGUUGCCAAGUCUCCCUUCCUUGACAGCCUGAAGCAGAAGGACUUCGAGGUUCUGUUCCUUGUUGACCCCAUUGAUGAGUACGCUUUCACUCAGCUCAAGGAAUUCGAUGGCAAGAAGCUUGUCGACAUCACUAAGGACUUCGAGCUUGAGGAGACCGAGGAGGAGAAGGCCGAGCGUGAGAAGGAGGAGAAGGAGUUCGAGGACCUUGCCAAGGCCCUGAAGAACAUCCUCGGCGACAAGGUCGAGAAGGUUGUUGUCUCUCACAAGCUCAUUGGGUCUCCUUGUGCUAUCCGUACCGGCCAGUUCGGUUGGUCCGCUAACAUGGAGCGUAUCAUGAAGGCCCAGGCCCUCCGUGACACCUCCAUGAGCUCUUACAUGUCCUCCAAGAAGACCUUCGAAAUCUCCCCCAAGUCAUCCAUCGUCAAGGAGCUUAAGAAGAAGGUCGAGGCCGACGGCGAGAGCGACCGCACCGUCAAGUCUAUCACCCAGCUCCUCUACGAGACCUCUCUACUGGUUUCUGGCUUCACCAUUGAUGAGCCUGCCAGCUUCGCUGAGCGUAUCCACAAGCUCGUUUCUCUCGGCCUGAACAUCGACGAGGAGGCUGAGGCUGAGCCCGCUACCACUGAGGAGGCUCCCGCCGCUGCCACAACUGGCGAGAGCGCCAUGGAGGAGGUUGACUAG